Lepisosteus oculatus (spotted gar) is the source of this 4569-nucleotide messenger RNA. It is a transcript of the gene mapk8a, whose product is annotated as mitogen-activated protein kinase 8a. The record is from RefSeq and is a predicted model, not a curated record. Gene Ontology annotation, cellular component: cytoplasm; nucleus. Gene Ontology annotation, molecular function: JUN kinase activity; ATP binding. Gene Ontology annotation, biological process: protein phosphorylation; JNK cascade. NCBI's taxonomy places the organism in Eukaryota, Metazoa, Chordata, Actinopteri, Semionotiformes, Lepisosteidae.
UAUCACGCAAGUCUCUUGCAGUGCUAGGCCUGCCAGCGAAAGGAAACGCAGUGAAUGCUGAGUGUUUGUGCUUGAGAGGCGAAAAUAGCAAUAAUAAGAGAAAGAAACGUUUGUCGUGGAUGUGAACAGGCUGGCGUUGAAUAGUGAAUUGACGGAGAAGAGAAACUGCACACAUAUUUUUUCGAGAAGGUCCCGAGUUGAAAGUUUCAUUUGGAUGCCCAUAACAAAAUUUGUCAGGACCUCAACAUGAACAGAAAUAAGCGCGAGAAGGAAUACUACAGUUUAGAUGUUGGCGACUCAACAUUUACCGUGUUAAAGCGCUAUCAGAAUUUAAGACCUAUUGGCUCAGGGGCACAGGGAAUCGUCUGCUCAGCCUAUGACCACAUCCUUGAACGAAGUGUUGCUAUCAAGAAACUCAGUCGGCCUUUUCAAAAUCAGACCCAUGCGAAACGGGCUUACAGGGAGCUGGUGCUCAUGAAGUGCGUCAACCACAAAAAUAUAAUUGGAUUGUUAAAUGUUUUUACACCUCAGAAAUCUCUUGAAGAAUUCCAAGAUGUUUAUCUUGUGAUGGAGCUGAUGGAUGCAAAUCUCUGUCAAGUGAUUCAGAUGGAACUGGACCACGAGCGAUUGUCCUAUCUACUCUAUCAGAUGUUGUGUGGAAUCAAGCACCUUCAUUCAGCUGGAAUUAUACACAGGGAUUUAAAACCAAGUAACAUUGUAGUGAAGUCAGACUGCACUCUGAAGAUCCUUGACUUUGGCUUAGCCAGAACAGCAGCCACGGGCUUAUUGAUGACUCCUUAUGUGGUGACGCGCUAUUACAGAGCCCCAGAGGUCAUUCUUGGAAUGGGAUAUCAGGCAAACGUGGAUAUAUGGUCUGUGGGGUGCAUUAUGGCAGAAAUGGUUCGCCACAAAAUCCUUUUUCCUGGAAGGGACUAUAUUGAUCAGUGGAACAAAGUUAUAGAGCAGUUGGGAACCCCUUCCCAGGAGUUUCUGAUGAAGCUCAACCAGUCCGUUCGGACCUAUGUGGAGAACAGGCCAAGAUAUGCUGGGUACAGCUUUGAAAAGCUUUUCCCCGAUGUCCUUUUCCCGGCUGACUCGGAGCACAACAAGCUCAAAGCCAGCCAGGCACGAGACCUCUUAUCCAAAAUGCUCGUGAUCGACGCGUCCAAGCGGAUCUCCGUGGACGAGGCGCUGCAGCAUCCUUACAUCAACGUCUGGUACGACCCCGCGGAAGUGGAAGCGCCUCCGCCGCUGAUUACCGAUAAGCAGCUGGAUGAAAGAGAGCAUGCGGUGGAGGAAUGGAAGGAGUUGAUAUAUAAGGAAGUCCUGGAGUGGGAGGAGAGGCUGAAGAACGGUGUGGUCCGAGGACAGCCGGCCUCUUUAGGUGCAGCAGUGAUUAAUGGCUCCCAGCAUCCCUCGUCGUCCUCCUCCGUCAAUGACGUGUCCUCCAUGUCCACAGACCCCACCCUGGCUUCUGACACGGACAGCAGCCUGGAGACGUCCUCUGGGCCUCUUGGCUGCUGCAGAUGACUGCCCUCCUUUUCCGCUCCCACUCUUUGUGUUCGAUGGUAUAGAAUUUAGGCCAGUUUUCACAACGCUCCAGCUUCUUUUGGUUUUUCAGAAAGCUGAUUUUAGGCUGUAAAUUAUCGUGACCUUUUUUGUUUUUCUGGAAACAACCGGAAAACACCAUUGUUUUAAACACUAAGGUAUUUUACCGUACAUGAGAUUCAAAACGUGUACACACAGAAACACUUUUUUUUAAGCUACAUUGAUUCUAUUUCGCCAUAUUGCUGUAGAAUGCUUCAGAUAAUUUGUAAAGAUUUUAUGGUAAAUAUAUUUUUUAAAAACUUUAUUUUUCAUUUUAGUUUGCGGUGAGCUAUUAUUUUAUUGCUUUUUAAGUGAUUUUAAACAUCUUCCAUUUUGCCAUCUUCCUUGACGCUGCAAAGUGGGAGGAAUCUUUUUUUGGUUUUCAUCUUUUGAGCAGAAAAUGGAUAUUGUAUAAGAUACAUAUAUCCACACUGUAGAAAUAUAAAUGUUUGACUUUCGUGUGUCUAGAAAACAACUGAAAAUUCUGUCAUUAUUGCUUUCAUGUAAAAUGUUUAAAGCAGAGACUCAACUUAAAUUUUUUACAUGUUUAAGUUGUCUUAAUAUGCUCUUAAGCGAAUGAUAUGAUAGAUACUGUAAGAUGUUGGUUGUUCCUCAGACAACUGCAUUCUUGGACUUUCUAAUUCAUUGCUUUAAAAUGGUUUUGGAUUUGCUUUCGUAAUACGAUUGAGGUCCUUUGCGAUUAAACCUUACCAAUGUAAUGAAAUGGCCACUGUAAGCCUGCCAGUUCUUAGUGCUUGUCUGACCACUUACUCAUCUGCACUGGUUAGCUCGACUGAAUCUGCAAGUUUGACAGUGGGGAAGGAUCUUUAAACUGCGGACGUGAAGCUUCAGCGAAGAGAGUCCAAACUGGAUUUCGGCAGUGGGAACAGGUCAAAAGUUAUAAAUGCUGGGCACAGGUAUACAAGAAAUGGGUUGUAAAGGGAUUUCUGUUUUUCUUACUUUAGAGUGAAAAGGGGCUAUAAGUCAUUGUUACAGGAUGUAGGGAUUCUACAGUGCCUAGUACAAAGGAUAAUGGAUUUAAUUUAGGUGCACUUCCUGCAUGCCGCUAAGUUACAGUAUUACAAAUAGGGUUUAAACAGUGGAACUUGUUUUUAAGUUUUGGAAACUUGGUUCUGAUAGUAUCACGCACUAUAUUUAGUGUUUGUGCUGUAUAUAUAUUUUAAUUUCUCAUCGUCUGCUUUUAGGAUGUUUACUUUUUGCCAAGAAUAUAGUGCUUUCCAGGAUCAAGAAGAAAUGUAAAUAUGAAAAUCUGCAAUGAGAGUCCCAUACGCAGGAAAAAAUAACUGCAUGUGCGCGCUGUAUUAUUUUUGCCCUGUUCUGUUAUAAAGUGGAAAUACCAGAAGCACCAAGAAAAAAGUAAGACUAAGUUAUAUAAGAAUUAUAUGCAAUAAUGGCAUCUUAUCAGAUUUUGUUUUUGUGAUUAAAGGAGAAGUGCCUGCAGUUAUGGUGCAUUCAUUCCUAAAAUACUCGAACACCGAACGUUUGAAGUUCUAUUAAUACAUGAUUAUGUGAAAUUAACUCGUUUCCACAAUAUUCCAUCAUAUUUGAGGUGGUUCACUUACGAAAUGGAUGAUCUAUUUUUUUACUGCAUUGGUAAGAGGCAAAUUUGAAAAGAGUGGGCUGUUGGAAAGAUAAAUUGCGCUUCAGAUGACAAAUAGCAAACAAACUGGAUUAAAACCCACAAAGGGCAGUUUUUAUCAAGGUUUUUCAUCAAAGUUCACCAUGAGGAUAUUUGAUCGCCCUCUUUAAAAUGGGGGGGAGAAAAACAAUCCUUUGAAAUGCUCUGGUAGAAAACGCCACACUUUGUACCAAAAUCCUUGAUAAAUCUUGCAUCUGUAGUUGUAAUCACGGUAACCGAUUAAGGAUUUGCAGUUGAAAUGUGCGAGUUCAAGCCCGUUCCUUCUGGAGAGCUGAAUGUCGGAGAAGAGGCUGCUCCAGCCCUGACUGGAGCAGCAAACUAUACCCAGGCUGUGAAGUGUGCUGUGCUAGAAUGUCGAGUGGUAUGUCAUCAUGGCCAGCAGAGGAAUGUGAAGACUACCGGAGAAUGUAAAGAAAAACGGAAACGUUUGCAGUCGAAUCCCAUGUGAGGCAUUAAUGGUCACUUUCUGUAUCAUGAUGGCUUUUUCCUUUUUUUUCCAAGUGCUCUUAAUUUUGUUCGCUCUUCGGAUCCCACUGCAGGAGAUGCAAAUUUGAAUUUUAGGGUGACUCUGCUUGCUUGUGUUGCAUCUCUUGGAACGUAAUAAUCACCGUUAAAGUAGGCUUUGAUGAACUACCUCACUCUAAAUUUCUACAACUUCUUGGAUAAACAUAGCUGCCCACAUUAUUAGGUAUAGAAAACAAUGUGAAAUAAAGAUUUUUUUUUUCAUUAUUUAUUUAUUUUAAGUGUACUAUUGUCAAUGUUAGGACUUCUAGUAUUGUAUGUAAUGUAUACUUCACUUAGAAGUAAGAAAACUGUUUUCUGUAUAUUUUUUUUUACAGUUCAUGUGCAAUACCUUCUGCAAAUUGUGCGAAUAGUAAGGUGUGGACCUAGCCAUGUAGACGUAUGUUACUGAAGGUAGAAAAAAAAUGUUUGGUACUGUCAAUCCAUGUUUUCCUUUUUAUAAAUUAAAACAACUUUAUGUGACUUGAUAUAGUCCUGAUUUUAUGUAAUCAGCCUUACCACUCUUCAAUAUCUGCGCCCAGACAGCAGUGGGUGAAUAUUGUGCAUGGCCAGAUAGAUUUUGAUCUGUAGAUGGUAAGGUACAACUUAGGAGAAAAAAAAAAUGCCUAAAACAAGCUGAUGUACUUCUGGGUGCUGGUCUGUAUUGUUUGCUUGUGAGGCCGGCUCUGUGGGUGGUUACAAUUCCUUGUUCUGGGUAAACUAUACACAGGCUGUGAAAUGUGCACGGGUGGAAUGUGUGCACUGGAAUCCAAUAAUGCAAACCUUAAAGACAUGUACUGCAAAUAAACAACUGAAUUGAA